Molecule: messenger RNA, 2747 nt
Organism: Fusarium odoratissimum NRRL 54006
Lineage: Eukaryota; Fungi; Ascomycota; Sordariomycetes; Hypocreales; Nectriaceae
Exons: 1
Coding region: 156-2690 (844 amino acids)
Source: RefSeq, a predicted model, not a curated record
AACCCCCCCCAAAAGAUUUGGAGCUAUGAUGAAGGACCUUUUGAAGAUCUCAAAGUCUCAAUCUUAAGACAGUCUCGAUGAUUUUACUAUUAUCUUCUCGACCACGACCGAUGCGAUGAUACGAGACCAGCUAAUGCUGGUGAAUUUACCCAGCCAUGCAUCGAAUCCCUACACAAUUUCGAAUCCGCCAAUCCGCAUAUACUCGAUACAUCAGGACACUCACACAACACAGAUCUCAAUAUAAUACGGAAUUGGCGCCAGCACUUACGAGAAUAUACGAAAAAGAUGAUAGGCUGAUUUCUGACCGAGAAGCUGGGGGUGGGACGAGACAGCAUAAUCUUCAACAAGAGACUUCACAAUGGCCGCCAAAACCCGAAAUACCCUUCCCGCUGGGCAUUCGCCUGCGUGGAAGCGAACAAGAUACUCCCUCGGGCCAGAACUCUGAUUUGGAUGCCAUAUCCUCUUGGGAGCGUCGCAUUCUAACGAGCCGUCAGGAUCGCGGAGACCAAGGAACUUGGAAGACGUUUCUGGAGCUUCAGGACAGAGACCAAUCGCAUCUCUUAACCAAAACUGGAGCUCUGUUUCUGCGUGAUAACAUCUUGGAGGCAGCGUUGACGAAUUCUGACCGGAUGGAGGAGCUUUUCAAGGUCGCAGGACAACUUCUAGAAACUCACGAUUUCAAUUGGCCUGAACUAUACCUGAAAGUGGUUCAUUUCUAUUUAGCACACGCUGAUUACGAAACUGCAUUGGGCUGGCAUUUCAAACUCAUGCCCAUGUUCCGUCCUGAUCUGGAUAGCUUCGGUGCUCUGCUGGCAAGUUGUGCCAUCGACUUCACUCCCAAGCUUCAGAGUACUUUGACCAAGAUAUACGUUUUCAGUCCAUACCGUGAGUUGUACGACUAUGUUGUGCCGGCUCUCUUCGAAAGUGGCCAGUCACAUGCCGCGCGUGUCUGGAGAAAAAGGUUCAAUCUUUUCAAUGACCAUCCCAAGUCGCCUAAGUCCAUGCCCUUCUUGGAUUUUCUUUCCCGCUACUUUUCCGCAAUCCAGCUUACGAAGGAAGAGCUGGCAGUACUCAAUGGAGACACCAGCGUUGGUGAUGGCGUUGGUACCUCUGUACAAAAGGAUACCCGAUUGGAAACGAACAGUAGUUUUUUCAGCGACAGGUUUACAGCACGAUGGUUCGCCAGCUCGUGGACUUCUUCAGAGUUUGCGAUCAACCUGAUGCAUAAGAUUGGCCUCCGCACAAUUAGCUAUUAUUCGUUGCAAUCCAUUGCGUUGAGAGAAGAUGACGCCCAUGGAGUUGCUGAUCGCCUGAAACAACUCCGAAAGUUAGGGAUCGAAAUUAGAUCCGGAGCCUAUUGCAAUGCAAUCAUCUCCUUCGCUGAACGAGGUGAGGACGACUUGCUCAGAACCCUUCUACACUGCGAUAUACACCCAGAAGAGUUUGGGAAUCCGGAGACGCGAUCAACGCUACUUGCGUCUUCAGCUCAACGGCAAGAUUGGGGCUUAGAGCGAUUACUCCAAGAAGUUGAAGGCGUGGCAGCUACUCCAGGACCAAGUAAGGAUAACAUCAUCUCCAAGGAUCUCAAUAAGCACCUGAGUAUGGCUCUAUCCAUGAAGCAUCUUGCGAAAGUCAGGAAUGUCGUUGAUAAGAUGGAUAGCCUGGAUGUUACCAUGGAGCAGAAGAACUCGAAAGCACUUCUAAGCCGUAUCUUUGAAGACAUAUGGUACCAUCCAAAGCUCACCAGACAGGGCACGCUUGACCGAGCUAUUCACCUCUCGUUGAGAGUCGCACGACAUGGGGUUGCCGUUCCUGUUCGGUACUGGCAAAUAUUGCUCUAUAACCUCGGACGUCUGGGACGUUUUAAUGAUCUAGAAGGGCUAAGUUAUGAGAUAUGUGAACUCUACAGGCCAGAGCCAGGGGGUUUGAUACCCGUGCAUCGGCAGGACCAGCCCCCCAAGCCUGAUAGCAAAACCAAAGAGUUGAACGGGGAGUCAGAGACUUGGUCUGAAUACUAUUCCUUCGCCGAUGGGAAGAAGAAAAGGAGCCAUUUUAAGGAGGAGUUCUGGAGAGCCGAAAUAGGCCCAUGCCAGAACGAGACAAACCCCAAACAGAAAUAUCACAAACGUUCGAAGAAUCGAAACGAUCCCAACUACGCAUUUCGUAUACCAGCAGAUCUGCCAUUCACGAACAGACAACACCCCAUACAGAAGAUCUUCGAUAUCAGUCUGCAGCGCGCCAUCGUUCGAUGGGGCUUUGAUCAGACCUUGGCGCAACAGCCGAUUCAGCCUUCUCUCGCAAACACCAAGCCAGUGGGGAUCGCAGACUUCGACCUGGCCUGUGGUGUUCGCUUGCUGGCUGUGCUGAGAGACAAGGGUGUCUACGUUGAUCCCCAAAUAGUGCGAAGUACAGUAAUAAAUCGUCUCGCAGUGGCUCGAUUGCCCAUGAGACCCAGGGCCAGGGCGAGAGACGAUAGGGAGCUCUCCCCAGCGAACAUGAAGCAACUGGUGGAAGGGGCCUGGGGUUCUCAGAUUCUCCCCAACGAGGCGCAAUUGGCGUCGGAGAUCGAGAAGCAAAAACCUAAGUUAUGGAAGAGCUAUCCUAGGCUUUUCGAAAAGAGUUAUGAUAACGAUGAUCGUAUUUCUUCUAAACCACACGCCUCGAGGACCAAAGAGAAAGGCUGGUUCUAAAUAGAAUAAUAAAUAAAAAACGAACAGAGAACCGUGACUCCAAACACAUCAGUGACA